Molecule: messenger RNA, 960 nt
Organism: Ochotona curzoniae (black-lipped pika)
Lineage: Eukaryota; Metazoa; Chordata; Mammalia; Lagomorpha; Ochotonidae
Gene: ANKRD29
Product: ankyrin repeat domain 29
Exons: 10
Coding region: 55-960 (301 amino acids)
Biological process (GO): RNA processing
Molecular function (GO): protein binding; RNA nuclease activity; RNA binding
Source: RefSeq, a predicted model, not a curated record
CCGGGAAGCGGGAGUGGGACCCGAGCACGUCGGCUCGGCUGGGAGGCCGCGGACAUGUGCAGGAUGUCCUUCAAGAAGGAAACUCCGCUGGCCAACGCCGCCUUCUGGGCAGCACGGAGAGGAAACCUGGCUCUGCUGAAACUGCUGCUGAACAGCGGCCGGGUGGAUGUGGACUGCAGAGACAGUCACGGCACCACCCUCCUCAUGGUCGCCUCCUAUGCUGGCCACAUAGACUGCGUGAAGGAACUGGUUCUGCAAGGAGCAGACAUCAACCUCCAGAGAGAGUCAGGUACAACUGCCCUGUUCUUUGCUGCCCAGCAAGGCCAUAACGAUGUUGUGAGAUUUCUCUUUGGAUUUGGAGCAUCCACUGAAUUCAGGACCAAAGAUGGGGGCACAGCCCUGUUGGCUGCCAGUCAGUACGGGCACAUGCAGGUGGUGGAGACCUUGUUGAAGCAUGGAGCCAAUAUUCAUGACCAACUUUAUGAUGGAGCCACGGCCCUGUUCCUUGCCGCCCAAGGUGGUUACUUGGAUGUGAUCCGAUUAUUGCUGUCUUCCGGAGCUAAAGUCAACCAGCCAAGGCAGGACGGCACUGCACCCCUGUGGAUUGCAUCCCAAAUGGGCCACAGCGAGGUGGUACGUGUGAUGUUGCUACGCGGGGCUGACCGGGAUGCAACACGCAACGAUGGUACAACAGCACUUUUGAAAGCAGCCAACAAAGGGUACAAUGACGUCAUUGAGGAAUUGCUGAAGUUCUCACCUACUCUCGGUAUUUUGAAGAACGGGACAUCGGCACUCCAUGCGGCUGUGCUCAGUGGGAAUAUCAAAACAGUUGCACUGCUCCUGGACGCCGGGGCGGACCCAUCGCUGAGAAACAAGGCCAAUGAACUCCCCGCAGAACUAACCAAAAAUGAACGCAUAUUACAUCUCCUGCGAAGUAAGGAAGGACACAGGAAGAACUAA